Capsaspora owczarzaki ATCC 30864 is the source of this 1684-nucleotide messenger RNA. RefSeq names its product Tbl1xr1 protein. The record is from RefSeq and is a predicted model, not a curated record. NCBI's taxonomy places the organism in Eukaryota, Filasterea, Ministeriida, Capsasporidae. Gene Ontology annotation, cellular component: histone deacetylase complex. The transcript is spliced from 12 exons. Gene Ontology annotation, molecular function: transcription corepressor activity; protein binding. Gene Ontology annotation, biological process: regulation of transcription by RNA polymerase II. Bases 37 to 1545 code for a protein of 502 amino acids.
CGUUGUGUCUACUUCCGACUCUUUUCUCGCUUUUCAAUGAGUUUGACAAGCGAGGAGGUCAACUUUCUCAUCUUUCGCUAUCUGCAAGAGUCAGGAUUCCUGCACUCUGCGUUUACGUUUGGCCAUGAGAGCCUCAUCACGCGGUCUGCGGCCAGCAGCCUAAGCCGCGAGGUUGCGCCAGGCGCCCUCAUCACCUUCCUGCAGAAGGGACUGCUCUAUGUCGAGGCCGAGACGCAUCUGCAAGAGGACGGCGCCGAUGUGCAGUGCACUGAGCCGUUUUCAUUGCUGACGCCGCAUGUCUGCAAGUCAAAGAGCAAGGCCAAGAAGAAGGCAGAGAAGGAAAAGGCUCGCAAGACCAAGAAGAAGGACGAUGCUACAGAAAUGGACGUCGCGCCAGACACCAAAGUCGAGGCCAAGCAGCAGCCUCUCAAGCUGGCCAUGUUCAAGCCAGAUGAAAUAACAACGCUAGAGAACACAAGCGAGGUCACUUGCUGUGCCUUUAAUGCACCCCAAACGCAUUUAGCGGCAGCUGGUGGUGCUAUUGCUCGAUUGUGGGAGCUUGGAGCAUUGACAAAGUCCGUUUCAUCAACCGUCCCGACCAACCAAUCCAUACUGCUCGAUCACGGGCCGAAUUGCAAAGAAGUCACGCACCUGAGCUGGAAUAGGGCAGGCACCACGUUAACCACAGGAGGUUACGAUGGUGUGGUGCGUCUGUGGUCCACUGCAGGUCGACUGGUCAAGGAGCUCACCGAGCACGUCACGCCCAUCUUCGCCGUCAAGUGGAACAAGGACGACUCUAUGCUGGUGAGCGUGUCCAUUGACAAAUCGGCGGUCGUUUGGAAUGCCGUCACUGGCCAGGCAAUUCAACGUUGUCUGCACCACACGGCACCGCUGCUCGACGUUGAUUGGCGGACGGAACGUUCGUUUGCCACCUGUUCUGUCGACACGACCAUUCAAGUCUGGGAGGUGGGCUCAGCAAAGCCCGUGCACUCGUUCGUCGGUCACUCUAACGAAGUCAAUUCAGUCCUGUGGGAUCCUGCUGCCAACUUGCUUGCGUCGGGCUCGGACGAUUGCACUGCCAAAAUCUGGUCGAUGGCCUCUUCGUCGCCCUUGUUUGAUCUGCAGGGCCACAGCGCUGGCAUUUACUGCAUUCGAUGGAGUCCAACAGGAGUUGGAUCGCGCAACCCUCACCUUCCACUCCUGCUUGCAACCGCGUCAAACGACUCGACCAUUCGGCUCUGGGAGGUUGCCAACGGGCAGUGCAUCAACAUUCUUACGGGCAUGUGGAAGGAAGUCUACACGCUGUCUUUCAGUCCCGAUGCCAUGUUCCUGGCAUCUGGAGCGUUUAACGGGCUGAUGUGUGUUUGGAGCAUGAAGGAUGGCUCGGCAGUCAAGGCGUAUCGUCACCGCGACGAGAAUGAUGUCGUUUUCAACGUGAGCUGGUCGCCCAAUGGUGAUAAAAUUGCCGCCGGUUUCCGCAGCCUCGCUGCUGUCGUAUUUGAUGUCAAGCCCGGAAGUUUGGAUGCAUUACCAACUGCUCCAUAAGUCAGCAAGGAUCGCUCCGCUUGUCUUUGCAUUGUGUUAACGCUGUGUGGGUUUUGUGUUUUCUCUGUGUGGUGUUUGUGUUUUCUUCGUACUUUGGCUAUUUUUUUUUUGUUUCAAUGUUAAUCGCACUAUUUUUUCU